AUGGCUCUCAAUAUCCUCCUUCUUUCGUUCCUCGCUAGCUAUCCCAUUUUGUCCUCGGUUGUGGCGGCAGAUUCUGACUUCACCCUCUAUGCAUAUGGCACAGACAUAAAUGGGCUAGAGUUGUUCUUUGCAGAUGGUAACGCUCAGGUCGGGGAUAUCAGUACUGCAGCAACUUCCAAUGUGUCAAACGUUUACUUUACUCUUGAUAGGGGCGAACUACUUGCCAAUCCCAAUCUCACUAGCACUCGGACGUUCAGGCCAAGUUUCAACUCCACUUGGUCCAAUCUUGAGUUGAAUGUUCCGGUAGACGAUGACUCCAGCAACAGCAUUAGCUUUACUCAGAAUUUUAUCUCCAAUGAGACCGGAAAGUGGAGAUUUUAUGGGCCCUCCCUUCUAUUUGAUACCAGUUCAGGUCAGCUAAUUUCGCUUUUCUUCGCGAAGCCUGCGGCCACUACCGGAUUGUUUGACCUAGUCUGGGAUUUGUCAAAGGCUGAGCAAGAAGAGAAUCCGGAUGCCAAACCGGUAGCUCUCAGGAAUAUUGCACCCACGAGUGGUUGA
Talaromyces atroroseus is the source of this 558-nucleotide messenger RNA. RefSeq lists its product as hypothetical. NCBI's taxonomy places the organism in Eukaryota, Fungi, Ascomycota, Eurotiomycetes, Eurotiales, Trichocomaceae. The transcript is spliced from 3 exons. The record is from RefSeq and is a predicted model, not a curated record. Bases 1 to 558 code for a protein of 185 amino acids.